GCCUGGUGGGCUACAAACAUCCCGGUAGACAUGCUGCCGAAUCAAUAGUGACUCAAUUGCAGUGCGUGUGCUCUGAAAAAAAACCAUAACAUUCAUGAGACACUUUGGGAUGAAUCAGAACAUGAGAUCGGGGUGAAUAUUUUCAAGAUCCACAGGGUCCUUCUGGCAGUUUGGAUGUGAUCCCCCCAUCCACCGUAGCGCUCAUCUCCUCUCCUGUGUCCAGCAGCUUUCACGCCCCUCUGCCCGCGAGCCAUGGUGGGCUUGUGGCCGCUCCUGGGCCUCCAGUUGGCCGUGAGCGUCCUGUGGUCCGAGGCUGCCCCGCUGGUGCCCGAGGCUCCGGGGACCUUCGCGCCCCCCUCGGGGGCACCGGGCUGCGCCGCCCGACAGGACAGACAAGCGCCGGAACAAGCGCCGGAACAAGCGCCGGAACAAGCCACGGAACAAGCCACGGAACAAGCGCCGGAACAAGCGGCGGACGGAUUAGAGCCGCAGCUCGCCCAGCGCUGGAGCUACGAGUGCCCGUCCGUGCCAAGGCUCGCGCCGCCGCCGGUGCCCGCCGCAGAAGCUGAAGCCGCCGCAGCCGAGGACGAGGGAGAGGAGGGAGAGGAGGGAGGGGCGGCCGCCAUCGCCGGGGGAGACCGUGCUCCACUCACGGAGGGCGACCCAGCAACGGAGGGGCUGCUGCAGGGAGGUGCUGUAGAGGAGGAGGCGCGGGGCCAGGUGACGCUAACUACCACCUCCACCACCACCACCACCUCCUCCUCCACCUCCUCCGCUGUGGCUGCUAGCGCGUUAGCGGGCGCACAGAGCCCUGUUGAGGAACGAGGGAGCAGCCCGGCGCUAGUCACCUCCACACCCUCAACUGCCGCCGAGCAGCAGGCGCCAUGGCAACCACCCGACGGGCUCGCAGACGGGCACAGAGACGCAGCGGAGCCAGGGGACAGGGUGGCACACGAGGAGGAGGAAGAGGAGGAGGAGGAGAAGGGAGAUGAGGAGGAGGAGGGUGAAGGAGAGGGUCUGGCACACUUCUUACGCGCCGCCUCAGUCGGCGCCUCUCCUGCAACAGACGGCACGAGGGGCAGAGCCGCUGCCUACGCCGCCACCAGCGCCACCAGCGCCACCACGCCCGCCAUGCCAACGGCAGCGCCACCCUCCGCAGGGCCGUCUGGCCGCGAGACAGAUGGCCGGGGCGCAGCGCAGAUGGCCCAGCAGAGCGGCGACCUCACGCAGGCCGGGGGUCACGCCGCCGCGGGACAGCGGUCAGGCAGCCCCGCACACACCCCGGGCACCGCACACACCCCGGGCACGGGCACGGGCACGCCCGCGCGGGCAGCGCCAGAGGGCCACUGGGGCGGAGACGAGGGCCGCUGGGAGGCAGCGCUGACCCGAGCUCCCCUGGGCACACCCUCGUCUCCAGACUCGGAGAGCGCGAGGGAAGCAGCGUCCACGGCUGCAGAGCGCAAUCCGCCUCCGUCCGGCUCUGUCCAGGAGGGUCUCCUCGGCGCCUCUGUCCAGCCGGGCGACGGCACGACGUGGCCGGUCCCUCACGGCGAGUCCUCGGCGGAGCGCAGGAGCCAGGAGGAGGAGGAGGCGGCAGCAGGGGUCACUUCUCCUGCCGCAGGACUGGACUGGGCGUCUCAGAUCCCGCUCCUCACCCCGAGGUCAGACGCUCCGCCGGCCGAGACGUGGACGGAGGCGGUGAGCCCGCAGGGAGCGGAGGGGCUGGGUGUGCUGUCGUCCUCUCAGGAGGUUGGCAUGGAGCCCGCCAUGUCCUCCGAGGACCUCCCGCUCAUCUUCGAGCCCUUUGAGGACGCCACGCCGGCGCCCCCUGGUGGGAGAGCGCUGGCAUGGCAGCCGCCGGCCCCCACCGCGCUGGCACCGGGCGCGCUGACGGAGGCAGACCUCGGGCGAGCGGUUACCAUGGACGCAGACCGAGCCCUCUCGGAUAUCCCUCCCCCGGGGGCUGCCGAGUGGCCGUCGCCAUGGCAAACGUCUGGCGUGGAGAUGGCAGAGGCUGGCGAGACGUCCCCGUGGCCAAUCAGCACGCUGUAUCCCAGGAGACCAGCGGACCACACAGGUGCUGACAUCACGCAGAACCCUGGGAGGACUCCUCCCACCAUCUCUGCCACCCUAUCAGCCAGCGUCACUCAGCAAAGCCCCAUGGCAACUGUUACCAAGGCAGCACACUUUCCAGCGGCCAGACCCAAAUCUGGGUUGGAGGAGCUGGAAUCUGAGGAAGAGGAGGAUGAGGAGAACGAGGACACGGAGGACUCUGAGGAAGAGGAGGAGGAGAGUGAUGAAGAUCUGACGGACGGAGCGGUGCCAGGCCCCGCCCCCACACGCCCCCCCUACAGCCUCAUCCCCCCUCCCCCCGUCUGGGUGCAGCGCAACCAGGGCCUCGGUGAGUAG
Sardina pilchardus (European sardine) is the source of this 2409-nucleotide messenger RNA. RefSeq lists its product as uncharacterized. The record is from RefSeq and is a predicted model, not a curated record. NCBI's taxonomy places the organism in Eukaryota, Metazoa, Chordata, Actinopteri, Clupeiformes, Clupeidae. The transcript is spliced from 6 exons. Bases 253 to 2409 code for a protein of 718 amino acids.